UCAAUGAGGAUCCAUUGGAUUACUACUGCACAAAAAAAGGCAUGAAAAAUCCUAAAGGAAUGCUUGCAAACAAAUUUCAUAAUUAUCGAGGAAAAAGUCGUUCAAUAAAUCGUUUGUUUGCGGACCACAAUAAUAAAAAAAAGAAAAUCGAUGAUUUGCCGGUGGAACCAAAUACUUUUGAACAAGAAAAGCUGCUUCUAAAAAUGAAGCACGAUCAUCAUACAAUGAACGCUCAGGAAAAAAGUGAUGCAUGGGCAAAAACUUUCAAUAUUCGCCAAUUAGAUCUCAAAAAGGCUAACGAUAAGACAAUUAAAUGGGAAAAAUUCUAUGAAAAAUGGCACUUCAUGAACUUUCCGAAUGGCUAUGAAUAUAUCGAAUCGGACUUCAACAGAAUGUUUGCAAAUAAAGAUGAUGUUCUGGUGGGUACCAAAAUAGCCCAUUUUUGCAAUUUAAUGCUGCAAUACGCGUUCCCAAAAUUAAUAACCAACAUCGAGUUAAAAAAUAUGUUGCACGAUUUCAAUCAACAAUGUCAAGCAGAUGUGUGCGAAGUCACUCAGAGUAACUAUAAUUAACAUUAGCUAUAUAUAUUACAAACGGAGCCUUAUUGCCAAAUAAUCUUCUUUUUUUUAAGUUUUUUGACUAUGCCACUUACGAUUAUAUGGCGAUAAGGCCCAGAUAUAUAUAACAGGUUCUUAUUUUUUUAAUUAUUGUAAAACGUAGAAUUGUUGAGCAAUUUAAACGCUAAACAAUUCCUUAGUUUUGUAUUUUGUUCAAACAUUUGAAUAAAUCUUAAAUUCAUUAUUAACAAAACUCAAAAAUAAUUAAUUUUUCUAUUUCCUUCAAAAAAUAUUUUCUUUUUUUUUCAAAUAUAAAAGGAAAUAUGUAAGCAGUUAACAAGUUGGUUUUUUUCUAGGUCUUUUGAGCAUCGUCCUUUGCCUUUGGGGCAUCAUCUUCUAAUUCUUGAGUUGUGUCUUUAUGAUUGAAUAAACCAAGCACACAAAUUGAAUGCUUGGUUUACUUCAUUGAAAUUUGAAGCUUUGUUUUAAAAUAUCUGUUUAUGUUUCAGUUAACAUCUUGAGGACCUAAUAAACAGAAAAAGAAAACAAAAAAUCUAUUAAAAAAAAAAAAUAAUUUAACUGGUCAUGAUUUUGAUUAAAACAUUAUUAUUAGCUACUUUGAAAAAUUAUUAUUCUUUUCAUAAAUUUGACAAUUUUUCAUUUCAUACAGCAUAAAACAUAAAUCAAAAUUACCUAUUUUCUAAUAACAAAAUUCUCAAUUCUUGAACAGAUACUAUGAUUGCGAUGGUGUUCAUGCACUUGCACUAUCUACUGCCACCAACUGCACGUGAUAACAAUAAGCGCUACACUGUGAAAGAUAGUCAAGAAGCGUCGAUAAGAUUGUUUGCGCUCCCUCAAGAUUACAAGGAAUAUCAAAAUGCUUUAGCUGCAAACAGUUCAAAUUCACAGCCACCGGUAAUAUCAAUUAUUGGUUCAUUGACGAAAAUUGAAGAAGUUCACGUAGAUUUCGACAACACACAUUUUAAGAUGUUAACUAUUGAACGUGCCAUUGAUAUUUGCCUGAAAACAUUUUUCACCUUUAACAUGGCGUAUCCGAAGCCAUGUGAAAACUUUUGGCAGUUCAUAGAUAUUUAUUUCUACCAAAUCGAAAAAUCAGCCACAAAUGCCAAAGCACGCAGCCUUUUGCGAUUCCUCAACUCAACUGAAUGUCAAAAUUCGUAAGAUGUCAGAGUGAGAUAACUUUUAUUAUUCUAUAACUUCUAUUAUUCUGUAAAUAUUGUAUCUAAGCUAACAUAUUUUAUGUUAUUUAAU
Molecule: messenger RNA, 1829 nt
Organism: Episyrphus balteatus (marmalade hoverfly)
Lineage: Eukaryota; Metazoa; Arthropoda; Insecta; Diptera; Syrphidae
Exons: 3
Coding region: 42-572 (176 amino acids)
Source: RefSeq, a predicted model, not a curated record